GAGGCCAAAAAUGUUCCUUGAGAACAAGAAGUGGGGAAAGAAGCCUGGAAGCUGGAAUCAGGCUUCAGUAGUCCCCACAUUAUCUCCAAAAGGCCAAAAAUUUGAACCGGAAGUGGAAGACAGGAAGUAGGCCGCGGAAGGCAACAAGGUUACAUCCAAGCGUGGGUUCCGGGGGAUCUGAGUCUUCGGUGCGAACCGACUUAAGGCGGUGGGGCGAGCAUCCUGACACAAAUGGCUUUCCCUGAGCCCAAACCGCGGGGCCCGGAGCUGCCGCAGAAACGCGUGAAGACGCUGGACUGCGGGCAGGGGGCAGUGCGAGCCGUCCGAUUUAAUGUGGAUGGCAAUUACUGUCUGACGUGCGGCAGCGACAAGACCCUGAAGCUGUGGAACCCGCUGCGGGGCACGCUGCUGCGGACGUACACCGGCCACGGAUACGAGGUGCUGGACGCGGCCGGCUCCUUUGACAACAGCAGUCUCUGCUCCGGCGGCGGGGACAAGGCGGUGGUGCUGUGGGAUGUGGCGUCGGGGCAGGUCGUUCGCAAAUUCCGGGGCCACGCGGGGAAGGUGAACACGGUCCAGUUUAAUGAAGAGGCCACGGUCAUCCUGUCUGGCUCUAUCGAUUCCAGCAUACGCUGCUGGGACUGCCGAUCUCGAAGGCCUGAGCCAGUGCAGACUCUGGACGAAGCCAGGGAUGGCAUAUCCAGUGUGAAGGUGUCAGACCAUGAGAUCCUAGCAGGCUCCGUGGACGGCCGGGUGAGGCGCUAUGACCUAAGGAUGGGGCAGCUCUUCUCAGACUAUGUGGGCAGCCCCAUCACGUGUACCUGCUUCAGCCGGGACGGCCAGUGCACCCUGGUGUCCAGCCUGGACUCCACGUUGCGGCUUCUAGACAAGGACACAGGGGAACUAUUGGGCGAGUACACGGGCCAUAAGAACCAGGAGUACAAGCUGGAGUGCUGCCUGAGUGAGCGUGACACACACGUGGUCAGCUGCUCCGAGGACGGGAAGGUGUACUUCUGGGACCUGGUCGAGGGUGCCCUGGCGCUGGCCCUGCCCGUGGGUCACGGUGUGGUGCAGUCGCUGUCCUUCCACCCCCUGGAGCCCUGCCUGCUGACCGCCAUGGGGGGCAGCGUCCACUGCUGGCGGGAAGAGGCUUACGAAGCGGAGGGUGGCCCAGGCUGAAGCUGGGGACCCACCGCCACCAAGGACACAGACUCGAGGUUCACAGACAGCAUUUAUUGUAGACGUGCCGCUGACCAAGGAGCGAGGGGAGACUGGGUGUGUGCACUAAUAAAUAGAGGAGGGGAGGCUUCGCGGGUGCGGCA
Molecule: messenger RNA, 1322 nt
Organism: Hyaena hyaena (striped hyena)
Lineage: Eukaryota; Metazoa; Chordata; Mammalia; Carnivora; Hyaenidae
Gene: WDR83
Product: WD repeat domain 83
Exons: 9
Coding region: 232-1179 (315 amino acids)
Biological process (GO): mRNA splicing, via spliceosome
Cellular component (GO): catalytic step 2 spliceosome
Molecular function (GO): protein binding
Source: RefSeq, a predicted model, not a curated record